AUGGAUAGCAGCGUGCAGCGGCUGUUGCAGGACAAGCUGUAUGACAAGCGGAAGGCCGGUGCAUUAGAAGCUCUCAAGAGAAGAUGGUCGAAAGAGAGCCAUCCAUAUCGAAACACUGUCUUCCCCUUCCUAGACGACUUCGAGGGCCACAUUGAGCAUUAUGACAGGCAAUGGCUGAUGCAGUACUCCUCCAGGCUCGAAUCCACCAUACGGCAAGCACUUACCGAUGGCAACCACGAUCGGAUCGGAAAGAUAGUAUGGCAGCUAUGUCAUGACUAUGCGUAUGCCGUUCACCAACCACAUGCCCGCAAUGGGGGUCUGAUUGGCCUGGCGGCAGCUGCGAUAGCAUUAGGAGCAGAAGUAGCUCGCUACCUCAAGGAGAUAGUCCCUCCUGUACUGGCCUGCUUCUCCGACCAAGAUGCGCGUGUUCGGUACUAUGCGUGCGAGAGCAUGUACAACAUUGCCAAAGUCGCCAAAGGAGAGAUUCUGAUCUACUUCAACGAUGUGUUCGAUGCGCUGUCGAAGCUCGCCGCGGACACUGAACUUUCAGUUAAGAACGGCGCCGAGCUGCUCGAUCGCUUGGUCAAGGACAUUGUGAGCGAAUCCGCAGCAACAUAUGCCUCAGUACUGGCGCCCGAGGCAGCAGUGGCAGAGUCAGGCGAGAACACUCCAGAUCAGAGUGUAGAGAUACCCACUGCCUUCAGCCUACCAAGGUUCAUACCAUUACUACAGGAACGCAUCAACGUACAGAACCCGUUUGCGAGAACCUUCCUAGUCUCGUGGAUCACACUUCUUGACCAGAUCCCAGAUCUUGAACUGGUUGCGUAUCUACCAAGCUUUCUAGGCGGAUUACUGCGAUUCCUAAGCGACUCCAACGAAGACGUACAUACGACGACCAAGACUGCGCUCGAUCGAUUCCUCGUUGAGAUCAAGAAGAUCGCCGCCGUCAAGAAGGGCAUCGCAGAAAGCAAGAAGAGCAGGGAUGACACAGCGAGGAAGGUCAGCGACUCAAGUAUCGUGGUAGAAAGCGAGAGAGGCGAUGAUGUUGAGGCAGAUGCAGAUCUGUCUGGCAGCCGCGAGAACCGCGAAAAUGGCAUGAUGGACUCGCCGGCGCCUACGCCAGAGCCGAAGCUUACGACCAUGGAAGAGGAUCAAAAGGUGCCAGAUGGUGCUUCAUCAGUCACCGCAGCAGAAGACGAUGAUGACGUUGUUGCGGGAGAUACGAUGGUAGACGAGUGGAUACCAGGACAGGAUGUUCAGAUCGACUUUCAACGCAUCCUUGAGCUGUUGGUGAAUUACCUGGCCGACUCCCGGGAAGAAGAGAUACAAACAACGUGUCUUAGAUGGAUAGAGACGUUUAUGGAUAUUUGUCCUGAGGACAUACUGUCCUUUACACCAAAACUUCUCGAGCAGCUCUUGCCGGCACUUUCGCAUGACAGAGAACAUGUCAGCCAAGCUGCUACCAGAGUCAACCAGCAACUGAUCAGAUACAUCAUGUCACUACCUGAAGGUCCACAUGGGUCGCAAGUCGGAAGCGCAGAUCAGGCACAGGUAUCGACGGUGCCGACAGCUCCUGCGAUAUCCGGCGGUGCUGUGCCCACGGCUGCUGCUGGCGCUGGAGGUAAUAACUUGGCUCUUCGACCGGUCAAGGACGCCAACAACACCGACAAGCGCCAAUCGGUUGGUGCUCCAAAGGCCGGCCAGAAACCACCUAGUCCUGAGAACGAGCUCGUGUCAAGAACACCCGAGGUAUCGACUCCUGAACCUCCUGCUGACGAACCGGAGCCCACCGAUACCAGAUGGCUGGACCUUGACUAUGAAGCUGCUGUCAAUGCACUGACAUUGCAGUUCUUGCACGAGCACGAAGCUACCAGGGUGGCAGCUUUGGCCUGGCUGAUCAUGCUACAUCGCAAAGCACCGCGAAAGAUUGCCGCGAUACAAGAUGCCACUUUCCCGGCACUUCUCAAAACGCUCAGUGAUCCUGCAGAAGCAGUGGUCACACGAGAUCUGCUGCUGCUCUCUGAGAUCAGUAAGAGCAGCGACGAUAGCUAUUUCUCGUCGUUCAUGGUCAAUCUGCUAAAGCUCUUUGCCACCGAUCGACGACUACUAGAAAUGCGAGGCAAUCUGAUCAUCCGACAGCUAUGUCUGUCACUGUCAGCAGAACGCAUCUAUCGGACACUCGCCGACUGCCUCGAGAAAGAAGAGGACGACAUCGAGUUUGCUGCAGUCAUGGUGCAAAACCUCAACAAUAAUCUCAUCACCGCACCAGAACUUGCAGACCUUCGAAAGCGACUGCGAAAUCUGGACAGCAGAGAUGGACAGACAUUCUUCACUGUGCUGUUCAAAGCAUGGUCUGUCAACGCUGUGGCCACGUUCAGUCUGUGUCUACUAGCUCAGGCUUAUGAGCAAGCCUACAACCUCUUACAGAUCUUCUGCGACAUCGAGAUGACAGUGAACAUCCUGAUCCAGAUCGACAAGCUAGUACAACUGCUUGAGUCGCCCGUUUUCACAUACUUGAGGAUGCAGCUACUGGAGCCAGAACGACAUCCGAACCUGUACAAGUGCUUGUACGGACUGCUGAUGCUGCUGCCACAGAGCAGUGCGUUCGCAGCACUCAAGAACAGACUCAACAGCGUUUCCGCCAUCGGCUACCUGCACAUCAGACCAAACCAGACAUCCGCAACGACACCUUCGUCAGUGAGCACGUUCGAGCGACAGAACCGUUUGAAGAAUCGCGAAGAUGGCGGCAUCAAGUGGACAGAACUUCUAGAACGAUUCCGUGCGACGCAAGACAAAGUCCGCCAAGGUCAGAAGAGACAACUGAUAAGUCAACAUGGCCUCGAUGCAGAACCCGUGCCAGAGAAAGAGAGCAAGCAGGCUCAAUCUGCUGCUGUGGACAGGGCAGGUCCUGGCAGACCGGACUCUGCCCAGGGUGUUCAUGCCAGGCUUGCUGCCAGCCACAAUCCGCUGGGGCGACAUGAGAGGGGAAAGAGUAGUCUGAGCAACUUGGGCAGAUUCGCUCCAGGGGGCAGAACGGGAAAGGGUAAGAAGUAG
Molecule: messenger RNA, 3054 nt
Organism: Fulvia fulva
Lineage: Eukaryota; Fungi; Ascomycota; Dothideomycetes; Mycosphaerellales; Mycosphaerellaceae
Product: Vacuole morphology and inheritance protein 14
Exons: 3
Coding region: 1-3054 (1017 amino acids)
Biological process (GO): positive regulation of kinase activity; phosphatidylinositol biosynthetic process
Cellular component (GO): endosome membrane; fungal-type vacuole membrane; PAS complex
Source: RefSeq, a predicted model, not a curated record